UGUCAGAACAGAACUAUAAGUCAGAGUUUGAGUAGUAUAUUCUUUGCUCAUAUUAUUUUAGCUAUUGAAAAAAAUUGUUUUGACUAUUUAGACAAAGAUAUAUAUAUUUUAUAAUUACAGAUACCUACGAACUAUAUAGUUGAGUGGUAUAAAUAGUUGCUUAUCACAAUUUAUAUUUUAUACAGAGCUAAAAUAUUUAACCACACUACAGCCAAGUGAAAUAACUAUGACUAAAUGAAAUGAAUAGAAGACAAUGUUAAAAUAUUCCACUACACAGCGGCUAAAUCAAAGAAUUAGUGUAAAAGCUAAAUACAAUGCACGGAAUUACGCAAUGUACCUCACUAUUAUAUCUGACAAUAAUGUGCUUACAUGUUUGAACCCAGUUUAGAUUAAACUUAAAUUUAUUACAAGCCAAAUUUCAAAUAAUACAACAAUGACUUGAUCAUUUGUUUCAAUGCUAUCAUUUAGAAUCUCAUUAAGAAAGAAUCUCGUUGAAAAUUAUUUAUGACUUCUCUUAUGGGUUUAGGUAUACUAUAACCCAAUAAAUUAUAUCUGAAGGAUGUAUGGAUCUUACUAAUUAGUUUAAUGAUAAAUGUUCAUAACUUAAAAAUGAUUGAUAUUUCGAUUAUUAUUCCAGUAUAUAAUGGAGAGAAAUGGAUAAAUACUUGUAUGAGAUCUGUUAUGGUACAAUCAAUAUUAAAAACUAAUUUAAAAGUAGAAAUAUCUGUAUUCAAUGAUGGUAGUAACGAUGGUACAAAAAAAUUACUUGAAGAUUGGGCUGAACAUUUUAAUUCUAUCGGAGUUAACUUCAUUUUGACCAAUUCACAAAUAUCAAGAGGUGUGGGAGCUGCUAAAAAUGGUGCCAUUAGGAGUAGCAUAGGAAAUUUUCUUUGUUUUCAAGAUAUAGAUGAUAUUAUGCAUGAAAACAGAAUGCUUUUACAAUGGGAAGCUGCAAAUUCAAAUCCUAAUGCUCUUAUUGGAAGUCAAAUUUCUCGAAUCCCUACAUAUUCUACACCACGUUUUGUUCACUGGGCAAACAGUAUUAGUCCUAUGCAACAGAAAUUGCAAAUUUAUACUUCAAAUGGGCCUACAUUACUAAUGCCAACAUGGUUUUGUCACAGAUCUAUUUUUGAAAGAGUUGGAGGUUUUGAUGAAUCUGGACAUGGCACUCCAGAAGAUCUUAUAUUUUUUUAUAAGCAUUUAGACUUAGGAGGAGAUGUUCACAGGAUUGAUGAAGAGUUAGUAAUAUAUAGAUACCAUGAAGAAUCUACAACAUUUUCUAUACAACGAAAAAUAAUACAAGAAAUUCAACUGCGAAGAUUAGAAAAAUGUGUAUUCCCAUACUGGACAUCAUUCACUGUAUGGAAUGCAGGUAAAUCUGGAAGAAGAUUCAUAAGAUCACUAAGUCAAAUAACUCGUGAUAAAGUUAUAGCAUUCUGUGAUGUUGAUAAAAAUAAAAUAGGUCACUCUGUUGAGUUGUACUGUCCUGUGAAAAGAAAAGUAUUAAAAUCAUUGCCUGUUGUACACUUUAAAGAUGCUAAAUUGCCUUUAUUAAUUUGUGUUAAAUUAGAUUUUACUAAUGGAGAAUUUGAAAAAAAUCUCAGAAGCCUGAAUAUCAUUGAAGGUAUUGAUUAUAUUUUGUUUAGUUGAUUAAUUGUCAGUAAUUUGUAAUUACUUUUAUUAUAAUAAAUAACAACAUUUAUUUUGUUACCAAUGUUCUUGCUACAGAUCAAUGUUUGUAAUCACAUUGAAAUAUCAACUUAAUGAUAUCAUAUAAAACAUAUGAACUCUAUUUUUUUUUGUAGUUAGAUGUUUGCAAAACUUAUAAAAUUCGUCACUUUUAAUUUUAUGUCAAUAUUUAUAACAAAGAACGCAUAAAAUAAAUAUAGGU
Molecule: messenger RNA, 1891 nt
Organism: Achroia grisella
Lineage: Eukaryota; Metazoa; Arthropoda; Insecta; Lepidoptera; Pyralidae
Product: UDP-GlcNAc:betaGal beta-1,3-N-acetylglucosaminyltransferase-like protein 1
Exons: 1
Coding region: 586-1650 (354 amino acids)
Source: RefSeq, a predicted model, not a curated record